AUGCCUCCCAAGAAGAGUGCCGACCAGGAUGGCUCCCCCAUCGGCCUCACUGAUGGUGAGCUCCGAUUCAUCAAGGCGAUCUUCGACAAUAUGACGCAAAAGCCUGACGCCGAUUGGGAUGCUGUUGCCAACACUGUCAGCCUGAAGGAUGCCAAGUGCGCCAAAGAGCGCUUCCGUCAGAUGUCCGUCCGUCAUGGCUGGCGUAGCGAUGGCGCUGGAGCUGGUCCCAGUCCCCGCAAGUCCUCUGCCUCGACCUCUAGCCCGAGAAAGUCUCCUGCUGCUGUGAGAAAGCCCAGAAAGACCAACGCUACUCGCAGCCCCUCCAAGAAGUCUGCUAAGAAGGUCAAUGAGGAUGACGAGGAAAUCAAGGAGGAAGCUCAGUCGGAGGAGAAGAAGGAGAUCAAAGCUGAGGCUGAGGACGAUGACACCAACUAA
This is a messenger RNA of Fusarium mangiferae, 435 nucleotides long. RefSeq lists its product as uncharacterized. Lineage: Eukaryota; Fungi; Ascomycota; Sordariomycetes; Hypocreales; Nectriaceae. The record is from RefSeq and is a predicted model, not a curated record. The transcript has a single exon. The coding region runs from base 1 to 435 and encodes 144 amino acids.